Molecule: messenger RNA, 2481 nt
Organism: Scleropages formosus (Asian bonytongue)
Lineage: Eukaryota; Metazoa; Chordata; Actinopteri; Osteoglossiformes; Osteoglossidae
Product: taste receptor type 1 member 1-like
Exons: 6
Coding region: 1-2481 (826 amino acids)
Biological process (GO): G protein-coupled receptor signaling pathway
Cellular component (GO): plasma membrane
Molecular function (GO): G protein-coupled receptor activity
Source: RefSeq, a predicted model, not a curated record
AUGUCAAACAACAUAUGGCUCAGAUUAGGAAUUACGGUUCUUUGUUGGGAUCUCGUAAGAGGAAUUGAUGCAUGUAACUCGUCAGAUUUCAGUUCACAUGGCGACUAUAUUCUGGGGGGUCUCUUUGGAAUUCAUGGAACUGACUCCACUAUUGAUACACUACACAGGUUACCGGAAGCGUUGCAGUGCAGUACACUAACAUUUCUACCAGCAGGAUACCAGCAACUCCAAGUGUUCAGGUUUACUAUAGAAGAAAUCAACAACUCCACUGACUUGCUGCCGGGCGUGAUCCUUGGCUACGAGAUCUUUGACUACUGCACAGAUUCGCUUAACUUCAGGGCUGCAUUGGACUUCCUGUCCUCAAAAGGAGUCGUUCCUUUCAUAAACAUCCCACGCAAAGUCAUUUCUGUAACUGGUCCAUUUGGAAGUCAAAAAACUUUAACCGUGGCACCACUCUUCAUGGCUAACCUAAUGCCUAUGGUCAAUCAUGGAGCCUCCAGUGUUGAGCUGAGCAAUAAAUACUUAUAUCCUUCGUUUUUCCGAACCAUUCCAAGCGAUUACUACCAAGUGCGAGCAAUUGUGCGCAUCCUGCAGUAUUUUAACUGGAACUGGAUCGCAUUUUUCGGAAGUGACAAUGCUUACUCUCAGGAUGCUCUUACUGUUUUCAUGGACGAGCUCAAGACAGCAAACAUUUGUUUGGCUUUUAAUGGGAUCCUCUCUGGUGACACCUCGAAAUACUUCGACAUGUUUGACAAGCUGAACAUCCUGAACAUCAAUGUCGUGGUGGUGUUUGCUAACAUUGAGUUUGUGAUCCCAUUUAUUGAGAAAGCCAUUGAAAAAAGAGUGCGGAAAGUAUGGAUUGCCAGUGAGACGUGGUCUUUAAAUCAGGACUUGAUGAAUGCUGACGGAAUAGAAGCUCUGGGUGUUAUUAUAGGCAUGUCCAUCCAAGGACAAGGAACUUUACUUGGGCUUGACAACUUUAUCAUCAAUACGAUGCAUCAGCAAAAUGAUACCAAAUGCCCCAGUGGAUCGCAGGUGAAGAAAACAUGCAACCAAGUUUGCUUUGAGUGCCUCAAGACAAAUCCAGAGAUCAUCACCCAUCAGGACCCAACAUUCAAUUUUGCCAUUUACUCUGCUGUGUAUGCUGUAGCUCAUGCCCUCCACAAGGUUCUUGAGUGCGGAUCCAGUUCCUGCAACAACUCAAGACCGUUUUUACCUUAUGUGCUUACUAAUGCACUAAAAGGGAUCAGCUUCACUUUAUACAAUGAAACGAUGGUAUUUGAUGAGAGCGGUAACCCACCCGCUCGGUACACAAUUGUGUACUGGGACUGGAAUUCAAGAAACUUUGUGAAAAUUGGUUCUUACUAUACAGAUCCCGAAGUCCAUUUCAUUCUUAAUGAGGAACUUAUUAAUUGGCAGGGCAACAAAUCGGCCCCGGUGCUGAGGUGUUCGAAGGAUUGUGAUGCUGGCUACAGGCGGGUCCAGACGGCCUUCCACAGCUGCUGUUUCGAUUGCGAAAUCUGCAUUGCUGGAACUUACAUCAACAGCUCAGCUGACCCUUAUACCUGCCUGCCGUGCAAAGAGGACGAAUGGUCUCAGAAUGCGAGCACAUCCUGCAACAAGUGCUUCUUACAGUACCUGUACGAAACAGAACUUUUGUCCGUCGGGCUCAUGUUUUCUGCUUCCUUUAUCAUCGGUACUUCCGUAGCCAUCGCGGUUCUCUUUGCUUACAACUACAAUACUCCUGUAGUGAGGUCCGCUGGUGGUAAAAUGUGCUUUUUUUUACUCAGCUGUUUGGCUCUGUCCUCCACCUGCGUGUUCUUUUUCAUCGGUCGGCCGGAGCACAUCGACUGCAUCAUGCGCAACCCUGCAUUUGCAGUGUUUUAUAGCGCCUGUCUGUCUUGUCUUGCAGUGCGCUCCUUCCAGAUUGUGUGCGUCUUCAAAAUGGCAACGAACUUACCAAAGGCUUAUGAGUUCUGGGUCAAGCACAACGGGCAGUGGCUCAUCAUUGUGUUAUUUGUAGUCGUGCAGUUGUUCUUGUGUACGUUAUGGAUAGCCGUCGACGGACCUAAACCCGUCCAAACUAAAGUCCAAACCCAAAUCAUGUUUGACUGCACAUUAGGAAACUCUGCUAUUUUCUACCUGAUUAUUAUAUUUUUAGGUUUGCUCAGUGUCGCCUGCUUUUCUUUUGCCUACAUGGGAACUGACCUGCCAGAAAACUACAACGAGGGAAAAUCGAUAACGUUUAGUUUGCUGAUAUUUUACAUAUCUUGGGCUGUCUUCCUGACUGUACGGCUGUCUUCCAGUGAGAAAACUACAGCCGCCGUGAAUGCCAUUUCAAUCUUAUGCAGCCUCUAUGGCAUUCUCUAUGGCUAUUUCUUUCCUAAGAGUUACAUCAUUAUUUUUAAGCCAGAAAACAACACAACUGCGUACUUUCAAACAUCAAUCCAGAGUUACACACUUCAUACCAGCAGCAUGUGA